AUGGAACCCAUCUUGCCCCCUCCAAAGCUCACCCACCUCUUCACCCUGCGCUGCGCCGUCGCCGCGCCCCUGGAAAUCGGUCAUGGCCCAUACGGCCGCCGCCGCUGCGUGCCCAUUCUCUCCGGCACGGUGAGGGGCGAGUAUCUCACUGGGGAGGUUGUCCCCGGAGGGGCGGAUUUCAGGCUUGUUGAAGCGGAUCAGACAACGCACGUGAAUACAAACCACGUCAUUAAGAGUGAGGAUGGGGCGUAUAUCUACGUCCGGACGGAAGGAACGCGGUCCGGACCGCCGGAGGUUCUCCAAGCGCUGAUGGAAGGCGACGGGGUCGAUCCCGAUGCAUAUUGGUUCCAUCUGCAUAUCAAGUUGGAGACGGGGCAUGAAAGGUACAAGUGGAUGAACAACCGGGUGAUCGUGGGGAGAGCCACGAGGGCUAAGGGCGAGGUCGCGUAUGAUGCGUAUUUCCUGGAAAACGGCUCGUGA
Molecule: messenger RNA, 480 nt
Organism: Aspergillus clavatus NRRL 1
Lineage: Eukaryota; Fungi; Ascomycota; Eurotiomycetes; Eurotiales; Aspergillaceae
Product: DUF3237 domain-containing protein
Exons: 3
Coding region: 1-480 (159 amino acids)
Source: RefSeq, a predicted model, not a curated record